AUGGAGUUGACGCCUCUUCGACGAGAUGCGGAGCCACUGAUGCAUUCUGGCGAUAAUGCAAGCAAGAGCAAAGAUUAUCAUGAAUUCAGACAUCCAGACAUUCAAUCAGACUGGAACAAGCCGAAGUCAUUUAAAGAACGGUUCGCUGGUUGGAGGCGCACACUUUUGGUAGGAUGUGUGAUUUCCGUGGUUGUGCAUGUCUUCAAUCUAGGCUUUGCCUUAUGGGCCGUUCAGCAUCGCCAUGUUCAAAACGGCCAAGGAGUCCUCUACGCGGGGGACUGUAAGAAGGUCCGGAACGCUGGUAUAGGCUUUCAUUUGAUGAUUAACAUUUUAAGCACUGCUCUCUUGGGUGCAAGCAACUACUGUAUGUUUUGGGUGCACCAACGAGGACAGGUCGAUACAGCUCACCAAAACGGACAAUGGCUCGACAUUGGUGUAUUGAGUGUGCGGAAUUUGUCCGAAAUAGCCAAGAAACGGUUCUGGCUGUGGAUGUGUUUAGCCUUCUCCUCUCUUCCUCUCCAUCUGAUGUCAGCGCCUUGCUUCAUCCCGUACAAUUCUAGCGUUUUCUCAUCAGUAUCCGCCAACGCUUAUGAUGUCUUUGCCGCAAACGAAUCGGACUUUGGGGAUGACGAGCACCGGCAAGCAAUUCUCAGGCUCCAUACGAAAGCACAAAACGGCACUCUAUACCGACUUGAGAAUUCCGCUUGUGUUACUGCGUAUACCACUGCAUUUCAGUCGACAUAUGGCAGUCUCAUUUUAGUGACAGGCAACGCCACUCCCGCCGAUCAUUUCAACCUUGUGUAUACGCAACAGGUCUUUAAAACCAAUGUAGCCGUUGUCGGUGCAAGUGGGUAUAACUGGAUAUGUGAAGACUUGGAACAUCAUCAAUAUGAGUGGCAAUUAACUCCAUGCAUCACUUCUCUACCACAAGUCCAAGCUCGAGUAGCAGAAAACAAUUGGACCGUGGGCGGGUACAAACCAGAGUACUGCCUUGUUGAGGAGCUUACUCCACAUUGCAAGCUACAGUACAGUUUGUAUUUGGUGGUCAUUGUGAUCGCAUUUAAUACUGUGAAGGCCAUAGUAUUAUGCUAUGUCGCUUUCAACUCGAAGGACUCUCCCCUUCUUACCACUGGUGAUGCAGUUUCAUCUUUCUCAAGGGCACCUGACCAAUACUCGCAAGGCAUGUGUCUAUUGUCUAUGGAAUCUGUAAGGCAAUCAGCCAAAUCCAGCAGAACCAUGACCUUCGAUACAAACCCGAGAAGAUGGCGGUCAGCUAUGUCUCGCAGGAGAUGGUCACUUGGGAUCACAUGUUCAGUACUCGACCCCAUAUCUGUCUACUAUUCAAUUGCUCUUGCAGCCUGCGUCACCCUACUUGUGCUCGGAUUAUAUCUCUCAUUCGACUCAACUGGAAUCUGGAGUGUCGGGUUAGGGCAAAUCAGCACUCAAACACUGAUCUCUUCUGGGGGAUACACGAUUUCGUCAGUGGUGGCCAAUAGCCUAGUGGCAAACUUACCCCAACUUAUUUUCUCCAUGCUAUAUUUUGCAUGCAACGGUCUUAUUACGACCAUGGCCCUAGCCCAUGAAUGGAGUCAUUAUGCAAUCCAGUGGAAAGGACUGCGUGUCUCUGCCGAGCCAAUGGGCUCACAACGAAGCACGUACUUCCUCUCUCUACCCUAUCGCUACGCCAUUCCGUUCAUUAUCUCGUCGACGCUCGUGCACUGGCUCAUCUCCGAGAGCCUUUUCCUUGUCAUGAUUGAAGCGUACACGGUGGGUAUGGAGCGAGAUCCCACCAACGAUAUCAUAACCUGUGGGUAUUCGGCAGUCGCCAUUGUUGCAACCAUUUCGGUUGGAGCUGUCGCCCUUGGUGCUCUUAUCGGAUUGAGCUUCAAACGGUUCAAGUCUGGAAUGCCGGUCACCGGGAGCUGUAGUCUGGCUCUUGCAGCCUCGUGUCAUGCCAAUACGAGUCCAGCGGACCUUUCUCAGGAAGAUGAAUCAGUGUUGCCGCUUCAAUGGGGUGAGGUGGGAGGGAAGGGACCCGUGAGACAUUGCACCUUUUCAAGUGCAGAAGUGCAAAUUCCACAGCAUGGCUGGGUUUAUCAAUAA
Molecule: messenger RNA, 2103 nt
Organism: Aspergillus oryzae RIB40
Lineage: Eukaryota; Fungi; Ascomycota; Eurotiomycetes; Eurotiales; Aspergillaceae
Exons: 5
Coding region: 1-2103 (700 amino acids)
Source: RefSeq, a predicted model, not a curated record